AUGUCACGGUCAAGUACCGGCUCAGAUGGGUUACAGCCUUCUGGUGUACUCAGUCAUGAGGCCAUGAAGGGGCGAUUCUCUCUGCGAUAUAUUCUUGGCUCGGGGGAAAAUGAAAGACCAGAGCGGCAUGAAGGCGACCACAGCGGCUCGCUCGACGAUCCGAUCCGUUUGGGCCUGAUCAAUAUAUCUAUUGCCCAGUGUCUAUUUGAUCACUUCAUCACCGUCUUCAAUCCCUAUAUUUCUCAGCUUGACCCUGCCCUGCAUACCUUUUCAUACGUGCGCCGGAAAUCGUCAUUUUUGCUAAGUACGAUCCUCGCAAGCUCGGCGAAGGCUUUCAACCCAACGUUCUAUCCCAAACUUCACGAACAUGCCGAAUCCUUAUUGGCCAAAAAUUUUCUAAGUGGCAUUAAAACUACGGAAAUAGCCCAGGGGACUCUUAUCCUAACGUAUUGGAAGGAGCCUCGCGAUACACGGGCCUGGGUCCUACUUGGUUACGUGAUCAGAAUGUGUACAGACAUGGGAUGGCAUAAGUUCCUUCCUUCUCAAUCACAAAAUCACACAAUGAGCGAAAGCGAAAGGCGAGAAACUCGAAAUAAAGAAAGAACUUGGUUUCUUUUGUUUGUUUACGACCGGAGCAUGAGUCUACAGACAGGUCGGCCUUGGAUGAUUGAGCGUGACGAGUUCAUUGAGUCGAUAGAGACAUGGUGCAACGAUCCGCUCGCGACCAGGCAUGAUCCUCUCCUGGGAGCAUUUGUUACCUUGAGAAUAUUGACCUCCGAAGCAGUCAGAUUAUUAAAUCCUCAAAGCUGGGAAGGCAAAAGAGCCAAAAUGCAAGGAAUUGAAUUGCAGUUGGACUUUAUUAAUACACGCAUUAGGAAGUGGGAAAAGCAAUGGACUCGAAAGAUCAAGGCCUUAUCAACCAGUGAAGAAAACUGUCACGAAUUCUUGAUACGCUUUUAUGGAUCUCAUAUAAUACUUCAGCUCUCUUCGUUACCACUGCAAGUCAUGCUGAGUUCUGGUGCUUCUGAGGCUUCACUUGACUUGGGAACAUUCUGGAUGGCAUACUCGAGUGCGCUAUCAAUGCUCAAGCUCAUAUCAGACUUCUCGGCACAUAUUUACUUUGUUCAGGACUCGAUACAUGUGAUGAAUGCAUAUAGUGGUGCAUUCCUCGUGAAGUUGGCUCACGCCGUACCCGAAACAAUUGCGAAACAGAUAAGACCUGAGAUAAUAAAAGCGAUUCGCGAAGCAACCGCGGCCUUUUCCAGCCAAGGAGCGCCCGAUGGGUCUACUUGUGUUCUACAGGCCCAAUUCCUAGGCAAAAUUGCGGCAAGACUAUCUGAAAUGGAUACUCCAAGACAAAAUGACCCCAUUCUUACAGAUUUGAAUAUUUUCAAUGGAAGACUUGACACCGUUGAAACCCCGAUCCGUGACGGUCGGUUUUUCAAGAACGGCACACAGGAAGCCUCCCAACAAUAUGAUAUGGCAGCGGCAGGAGCAUCGCUCCAAGAGCCAGAAGCCUUUAUGAGUGACGAUUAUUGGGCACAUGUGUUUGCAAGUGCCGGGUUCAAUACUGACGAUGGAAUAUUCCUAGCUUAG
This is a messenger RNA of Penicillium longicatenatum, 1596 nucleotides long. Its product is annotated as fungal specific transcription factor domain-containing protein. NCBI's taxonomy places the organism in Eukaryota, Fungi, Ascomycota, Eurotiomycetes, Eurotiales, Aspergillaceae. Gene Ontology annotation, molecular function: zinc ion binding; DNA-binding transcription factor activity, RNA polymerase II-specific; transcription cis-regulatory region binding. Gene Ontology annotation, cellular component: nucleus. The record is from RefSeq and is a predicted model, not a curated record. The transcript is spliced from 4 exons. Bases 1 to 1596 code for a protein of 531 amino acids. Gene Ontology annotation, biological process: regulation of DNA-templated transcription; DNA-templated transcription.